AUGCAAAAUACGAAAAUAAUGGAGGAAAAAUAUAUUCUCUCGCUAGAUAUUGGAACUACGACUAUAAGAGCUUUCAUUUAUAAUUCUCGAACAGAAAUUGUAUCUAAGGCUGUUGAUCAUGUAAUUCUACACUACCCCCAACCUGGAUAUGUUGAAAUUGAUCCUGAUGAAUUAUGGAAUUCUGUUGUUGAUGUGGUCAAUAAUGCAUUGCAGGGUGCAAAGUUAACUGCCGGUCAAAUAACUGCAAUGGGAAUAUCGACACAGCGAAGCACAUUUAUAACGUGGUCUCGAGAAUCUGGGAGACCAUUUCAUAGAUUUAUUACAUGGAAGGAUUUAAGAGCUGAUAAGCUUGUGAAACACUGGAACGAAUCUUAUCUGUGGAAGCUAAUCAAAGUAGGUGCAUAUGUCCUCUUUAUGGUAUCGAGAAGUAAGCGAUUCAAGGCUGGAAGUGUUUUCAAAUUUUCAAAUAAUCAGACAACACUGCGACUCUAUUGGGCUCUACUAAAUGUACCCGAGUUGAAAUCGGCCGUUGAAAACAAUGACGCCAUGUUCGGUACUUUGGAUUCGUGGCUGUUGUAUAAAAUGACAGAUAAAAAAAUACACAUGUCCGAUGUGUCGUCGGCUUCCGCGACGGGUUUCUUCGACCCGUUCACCAUGCAAUGGGCGGGCUGGGCCAUGUCCCUGUUUGGGAUAUCUCCGGACAUGCUGCCCAUGGUUGUGGAUACCGCUGGGGACCAUUUCACGAGCACAGCACCAGCGAUAUGGGGACAGGCUAUUCCUAUUAAGAGUUGUAUAGCCGAUCAAACUGCUUCAAUGUGGGGCUCAUGCUGCUUCGAAGUGGGGGACGUGAAACUCACCAUGGGAACUGGGACUUUCUUCAACAUAAACACGGGGGGUUCCCCUCAUGCAAGUGUAUCUGGUCUAUAUCCUGUGGUGGGGUGGAGACUUGGACCCGAAUUGGUCUUCUCAGCUGAAGGGGCGAAUAAUGACACAGCUAGUAUAAUUAAAUGGGCGCAUAAUUUAGGUCUUUUUGAAAAUCCCGAAGACACAGCUGACAUUGCAAUGUCGGUGCCGGACUCAGAUGGUGUAUUCUUCAUACCAGCGUUCAGCGGUCUUGGUCCUCCGUACAACGACUGCACAGCGGCGUCAGGCUUCGUCGGCAUGAAGCCUUCGACGAACAAGGCGCAUCUGGUGCGGGCUGUUCUUGAGGCGAUCGCGUUCAGGACAGCGCAGUUGUACGACUGUGUCCGCAAAGAGACAAAUUACACGUUCUCUACUAUACGCAUGGACGGCGGUGUAUCAAACAAUGAUUUCGUGGCACAACUAGUGGCAGAUCUCACUGGACUAAAAGUGGAAAGACCAACUGAAGUGGAAAUGUCAUCACUUGGGUGUGCGCAUUUGGUGGGACUACAUUUAGGUAUAUUCAAGUCAAAAGAAGAAUUAACGUCGCUUCGUAAAAUCGGCAGCGUGUUCACCCCACGGGCGCAUGUAAAAAAGUCCUACGACAUCACAAUAUCCCGAUGGGAGGACGCCGUGAAACGCAUGUUCGGAUGGUACAACGAUAACAAGUCUAGCCAAUCACAGAACGGCGUUUCUGACUCUAGCAGCAACUCGAUAACCUCGCAGAGCAGUUUUAAGGUUUCAAAGAAGAACGGAAAAGCUAAAUAG
This is a messenger RNA of Leptosia nina, 1668 nucleotides long. The record is from the annotation of a GenBank genome assembly. Lineage: Eukaryota; Metazoa; Arthropoda; Insecta; Lepidoptera; Pieridae.